Colletotrichum truncatum is the source of this 681-nucleotide messenger RNA. RefSeq lists its product as uncharacterized. NCBI's taxonomy places the organism in Eukaryota, Fungi, Ascomycota, Sordariomycetes, Glomerellales, Glomerellaceae. The record is from RefSeq and is a predicted model, not a curated record.
AUGUUAAGGCGUGCGCCAUUUUUGCAAGGUGAUUGCGAAAUAACCCACGUGAGAGCGCUUCCAGCAGUCUAUGCCGAAAGGCAUCCGAAAGAUGAUCACAAAAGAGCACGGGGUGAUGCUGUCAGCUGGAUUGGUGUGCACCGAGGCUACUUCAAAGGCCCUCACUCAGUUGUGGUAAAGGAGGUGCCUCAUAUGACUAUCGCAUGCUUCCGAACUCUGGCCAGAUCAUCACAUCCAAAUAUCGUACAACUCUUUGGUCUCUACCUUAGCGACAGCGUCUAUAUAACAUAUGAGCUUGUAGAUUUGAAUUUAUUUGACCUUCGCAUAACUUCCGAGUUGGAGGUAGCUGCAGUGAUGUCUCAGCUCCUUCAUGGCAUUAAACAUCUCCAAGAUUUGCCGAUGCGGUUUGGAGUCCGGUCUAUUCGAGUUUCGCCCUUUGGUGUUGUUAAAAUUGUACCCGAAUUUGAGACUUCCUCGUAUCCCGGCCUGGCUUUAGCUCUAUCUCCCAAGAUUGCAGCCGCUUUUCUGCAGUGUAUUAUGGAGCACCUGGGGGCUAGCAUACCUGGGUGGUCCGACGAUGCCUUGGACUUUCUCAAAAUACUAGAGUCGGGGCACCAACCAGACGACAGUGUAUGUGAGAACCUCGCAAGACGUAUUCUGGUGCUGACAUAUGCAGAGUAA